Aspergillus pseudotamarii is the source of this 873-nucleotide messenger RNA. RefSeq names its product transcriptional activator of ethanol catabolism AlcS. The record is from RefSeq and is a predicted model, not a curated record. Gene Ontology annotation, molecular function: acetate transmembrane transporter activity. The transcript has 8 exons. Gene Ontology annotation, cellular component: plasma membrane. NCBI's taxonomy places the organism in Eukaryota, Fungi, Ascomycota, Eurotiomycetes, Eurotiales, Aspergillaceae. The coding region runs from base 1 to 873 and encodes 290 amino acids.
AUGGCCGACCAUAAAGCGGGCAGCGAACCAGAUCUCAAUCCUAGCAGGGCAUCUCCGCCCCGAGAAGGAACAGCAAUGCCAGCAUUAACAACAGUUCCGACCUCGAUCACUCUGUCAACGGAGCAUUUCGAGAAAUUGUACCUCACCCCACUGAGGCAUCGACAGCCAGAGUUAACCAAAACAUUUGGAAACCCUACUCCACUGGCCCUGGGUGGUUUCGUGGUAACCACGACGCCGCUAUCCUGUUGCUUGAUGGCCUGGCGAGGUGCUGGUGGGAAUGGGAUUGCAUUCACGGGACCCAUUAUCUUCCUCGGCGGAACGUUGCUGGUUAUCACUAGUAUCCUGGAGUUUAUCCUGGGAAAUACAUUCCCCUGCGUCGUGUUUGGUACUAUCGGAGGAUUCUGGUUCGCCUUCGGAGCCACCCAAACCCCAGCUUUCAAUGCCGCCGCCCCAUACUCCACCUCAACAACGAACACAAUGGAAGGCCUCCACAACCCCGAAUUCCUCAAUACAUACGCCUUCCUCUUCAUCUCAAUGGCCACCCUAGUCACCAUCUACAUGAUCUGUGCCACCCGCACAAGCGUAGUCUAUGUCCUCAUCUUUGCCGCCCUCAUCGUCGUUUUCGUCUGCCUAGCCGCCGCAUAUUGGCGUCUAGCGGGCGGGGCUGCUAUCAUUGGGAAUCGUCUGAUUGUUGGAGCCGGGGCUGCGCUGUUCGUAGCUAGUCUUUUGGGGUUCUAUUUACUCCUGCAAUUGUUUGAGGCUUCGGGGUUUCCGGUUAAUCUGCCUGUGGGAGAUCUGAGUGGGUUUUGGGGUAGGGGGAGGGACGGUGGACGAGAUGUAGAAAUGGUCGGUGAUGUUGGGGGAGAGGUGUGA